Molecule: messenger RNA, 402 nt
Organism: Boeremia exigua
Lineage: Eukaryota; Fungi; Ascomycota; Dothideomycetes; Pleosporales; Didymellaceae
Exons: 1
Coding region: 1-402 (133 amino acids)
Source: RefSeq, a predicted model, not a curated record
AUGACUGCUGCGUGCUCGGUCGUGGGUCCCACUGUUGACAGGCAUAUCGUCAUUGCAAGCUACGUAUGUAGUCCGCACCUCGGUGUUAUCGUGGGGCGUGUCGUCGUGCCUGCGCGGAGUCCUCGGAAGACGUUCCCCAGAAGCGUAGGUCAGCUGACGAUCUUCCAUGGAACAACCCUGGCCCGCGGCUGUGCUGGGCGUGUGGGAACCUGUCAUGCGGUGGGGAGGGGGAGCACAGCACAGCAAACCACAGUACAGCGCAGUACAACACAGCACGGCACAUUCAUGCUCGACUGGCACGCCACGUCCAAAGAGAACUGGAUGGUAUUCGCGAAUCGAUCGCUCAAAGCCUGUCGGCUAUCUGCUAUAUGUGUGGAUGCAGCCUCGAACGGGGCAGAUUGA